AUGUCUUUCAAGAAGACUAAAUACCUCGAACACUUAGAAAAGAAGCCAGUUCCUAUCUUGGGCAUUGGCUUCAUGAAGUGUGCAACAAAUCCAAAGGUCGUGAACCUUGGAACAGCCGAGAAUCACCUUCUUGACGACUUCCUUGUUCCACUUUGCCAGAGCCGACCUGAGUUCACUGCCGACCAUUUGACAUAUGGAGGUGGAAUGCAUACAGAAAAUCUUCGUAAAGGCCUCGCAAAGCUUUAUGAAGACCAUCUUGGAAUGAAGAAUGUCAACCCAGAUCAGAUUCUCUUCGGAAGUGGCAUUUCGCAUCUUGUUGAAAGAAUUUCCUUCGCAUUCUGCGAGAAAGGCGACUUAGUUCUCAUUCCAGCACCAGCAUAUGGUUGCUUCGAGCCAGAUAUGUAUCCUUGCGGUUGCGAUUUCCAAUACAUCGAUCUCAACAAUCUUCCACCCGCUCCACCUGAGAAUGCGAAGAUUCUUCUUCUUACAAACCCUGGAAAUCCAAUUGGUGAAAUAAUUCCAAACAUCUCUGAAGUUCUCAAAUGGGCGUUCCAGAAUCCAAAUCUUCACGUUUUUACAGACGAUGUUUACGCAUUGUCAAUGCGUGGCCAAACAUACACUUCAAUCAUGUCACAUCCAGACGCAGAUCCACUCAGAACCCAUCACCUCUACGGUAUUUCAAAGGAUUGGGGCAUGGCUGGUUUCCAUAUCGGUAUCUUCUACACACCAGUCAAAGAAGUUUUUCAGGCUGUCAAAACAUGCAUGGGUUGCUACUGCAUGGGCAGCGAUACAUGCCAGAUUCUCGAACGUAUAUUCUGCGAUUACGAACUCAGAGAUAAAAUGAUCCAGACAAGCAAAGAUCGCCUUAUUAAGAAUCUCGACAUUACGGAAAAAGCUCUCAAAGAGGGCGGCAUCGAGUUCUUACACUGCGAUGGAUCACUCUUCAUCAUGAUCAAUCUCUCUGACAUCGCUCCAGACGUUGAAUCCGAAAAGAGCCUUUGGCUCGACCUUAUUGAAAAGCAUAAUGUCCACAUCCUUCCAGGUGCCAAUGGAUUCAAGUAUCCAGUCCCAGGUUGGUUCAGACUUUGCUUCUCAGUCACAGAAGAAAACCUUGUUCUUGGACUCAAGUAUCUAGUUGAUGGCGUUAAAACUAUCAGGGCUGAAAAAUCUAAGUAA
Molecule: messenger RNA, 1176 nt
Organism: Trichomonas vaginalis G3
Lineage: Eukaryota; Parabasalia; Trichomonadida; Trichomonadidae
Product: 1-aminocyclopropane-1-carboxylate synthase protein
Exons: 1
Coding region: 1-1176 (391 amino acids)
Biological process (GO): biosynthetic process; amino acid metabolic process
Molecular function (GO): pyridoxal phosphate binding; transaminase activity
Source: RefSeq, a predicted model, not a curated record